GAACAGGUGGAGCUUCCCUCACCUACAGGAAAGGAGCCAGAGGGAGGACUGGGCUUGCUGGAGGCAGAGUCGUCAGGCUGAGAGGGACUCCCAGAGGGUCCCAGCACAGAGCAGCACUCACUAUGCUGUGCUGCCUCACCCUGCUUCUCCUGAUGGGGCUGUCUGCAUGCACUGCGGCAGGUGACGAGGAACGGGCACUCAGCACUGAAGCAGGGUCUUUGGUAACCAUGACCCUGGAGGAAGGUGUGGUCCCCAGCAUUCAGCUCCAGCUUCAGGAGGUGAAGAGGGGCAAAGCGAGCCAGUUCUUUGGGCUGAUGGGGAAACAGGUAGGAGGAAUACCUCCUAUCCAGCCAGAGAGAAAAGCGGUGAGGACAGAAGGUCCCAGACCUCUUGCAGGGGAGAGGACCACCUACAGAACAUAGAUGGGAGCAUCUAGUGGACGGCAAGGGCAUCAUGAGAAAGUGCCCAGGUACUUUGCUGCCAGUCUCCAGGAUGGGGGCCAGACAGCAGGCAGAGGCCCCACAGAAGAAAGCAGUCGAGGUACAGGGAAGUGGUCCUUUUGAUGAUCCAAGCCUUAAACAGCUGCAGCCCUGCAACUGCACCCUCUCCAUCCCUCACACCCCCAGGUACACUCUGCUCCCCUCUCCGGGCCAGCUGAAGCCACAGAUAAUGAGGUUUUCCAGAUCCUGGAGCACCCCCCUUAUUCCCUCUCAUUAGAAAGUCGUGCCUUUAGUUUUUUAUUUUCUGUCUUCAGUAAUCGUAAAGAAGUGAAAACCGCCCAGGAAGAGUAACACCCCAAGCAGUUAUCAGCCAACACCACACCUCAAAUAGGGUCCAUGGGGAAAAUGUCAAAAGCUCAAGCCAGCCAACACGAGGAAGGGGGGCAUAGGAGGUGGGGGGCGGGCGUCCCAGCCUGUCAGAGAUCCUGAGCUCCAGUCUGCCUUCCCACGGAGCUGCAAACUUUGGCCCCCGCCCCUCAUUUUCCUGAUAGAACACCUACUCCUUCCAACAUAGGCUCUUGGGAAUAAAGGGCAAGUCCUCUAUUUUCUCCCGGGAGUUUUUCCAAAGUGUUUGAGCCAUUCCAUUUGAGGGACCAUGGCAGUCACCCCAGUACCAAAAUGGAAAUGUCCCUCCAUGCAGUGUGGACAGGAAGCUUAGAAGUCAUUUUUCAGAGAUGAAAAGCAACUUGCCCAGUCAGUGCGCUAACAGAGCCAGGACUAAAAGCUGUCUCCUGUUUCCUAGUCCACGGUACUUUCCACAUUCCCAGGAGGGCUUUUGGGAUUUUGAAUCCUGGAUUACCACUUCCCUUCCUUUAGAGAAUAACUGAGGGUUGGCCCUGUCCAUGCUCUGGAGGUGUGCACGAUUGAAUAAUGGAAGAUAUGGCAGAUGAGCCUGUAAUUUGAUUGUCCUAGAUAUCUACAGUCAGAGAAACAUGAGUCAGGGAAACGGAGGGCCCUUGAGUGGGUGACGAGGGAAGGUUUCCAAUGGGCGGAGGAGCCAGGCAAGGCUCUCCUAACCACCAUCCAUGUCCUUUUCUCAGGGAGAGCGGAUGAGGACCACGGGUCAGAGUGAGAGCCCCCACAGCACACUUCCCAGAGGAUGAAACCCCUUCUCCAUACCUGGAUGUUACAGCUGGCCAGUCGGCCAGGCCAACUCUUCUCCAUGUGUCCUGUGCUCAGCAUUGGGGUGUCCCACCAGGCCCACACUGAACACAGUGGGGUUCCUUCCAGGACUCUGGGUCUCAAGCAGCGGUUGUCCAUAAAUGUGCACUGUUGUCCCAUUCGCAAGCUGGGGUGGUGACCUUGCCCUCCCAAGGCACUCAGGGCUCUUUUAUUUCACUGCAUAGCAGGAUUGAGUCUCACCCACUUCUCUAUCACCUGUGCCCAGAACACAGUAGGGGCUCAAUAAAUGAAUGAAUCGUGAAUAGCGUCUUCUCUGAUACAGGGUAGAGGGCAGGACAUGCCAUGGUUUGGCAUGUUAGCAGACCAGGCCUUUUCCAGAAUUGCCAAGGGGAAAUACUAAACAGCCCUGGUCCCUACCCUUGGGUGGGAAAACAGGCUUGGGACAUAGCUAAGGACACCAGUCCCAGCCUGAAAGCAGACACCCUUUUCCUACCCACAAUCAUGAUCUCAAGGAUCCAAAUAGAAUUGGGUCCCAGAUGCUUCAAUUUUCAUGCAUAAGGCAAAUGGCUUUGCUUCUGGGACAGCCAGUCAUUCUUGGGCACUGGGGAGAGCUCCAAAGGAAUUCAAGUUCCCACCCUCAGGGAACCCCCAGUCUGCUGGGGAGACCACUGUCCCCGCUCCAGUGGUUUAUAGGCAGGCAGGGCACAGAGGACCCAGGAUGCUUAGAAAGAGGCACAGCCAGAAUGAAGCCCUAGAGGGCACACUUAGGUAAAAAAAAUCAAGGUUUUGAAAGGAAUGAAAUGGGAGCUUUGUGGGUUCAGCAUUGAAGUUCAUUAACUCACUAGGUUAUGUAACACUUCUCUGUACCUCUCGCCCCAAAAAGGAAAUGGGUUAGAAGUGCUGGGGGUGUCUGAUUUUUUUUGGAGGGGAGGGGACCUAAGCUGUUUACAAGGAAGGGAAGACGGGGAAGGCCUUGGUGGAGAGGGCAGGCCCUUCAUCUGGUGUCAGGGGUUGUAGACAGCAGAGGCCUCAAAGGAGAGGUCAGUGCCGACCCAACCAGCAAGAUCCUUCUAUUGGGUUGUCAGCAA
Molecule: messenger RNA, 2710 nt
Organism: Hipposideros armiger (great roundleaf bat)
Lineage: Eukaryota; Metazoa; Chordata; Mammalia; Chiroptera; Hipposideridae
Gene: TAC4
Product: tachykinin precursor 4
Exons: 4
Coding region: 123-422 (99 amino acids)
Biological process (GO): tachykinin receptor signaling pathway; positive regulation of cytosolic calcium ion concentration; inflammatory response
Molecular function (GO): substance P receptor binding
Source: RefSeq, a predicted model, not a curated record